AACAAAAUGGCAGAUAUUUGAAAUAAACAGCUGUUGUGUAUCUGCAAGUUUCGUUUACAUAACCACUUUAUGGAAAAACUCGUGUAUUUUCUUUGUUUCCACAAAUGUGACCGAACUCGAGGUGAAAUACGGGGAUUGUUUUUGUUAUUUUUUACAAAGGUCAUUGUCCUGCGCUAGUGAAAUGACAAAAAGAUGAUGAAUGGAGUUUUGUGCGUUGACAAACUACGUUUUCGUUUAGACAUUUUCAUUCACUCUUUGUCAGAAAGCGGUCGGAGACGGUCGCCCACCGCGUCCCGCUGUACUUUUCCAUUGUGUAAAUGUAAUAUAAUUACAGACUGAUAACCGUGUGCGGAGUAAAUGAGCUGAAAAGUUGACUAGUGCGUAAAGUUGUGUGUUUUAUUUUUGUGUUUUAUUUUGUUUGUGUUCUCUUGGAUAUCGUCGUCUGGCGCCGCUGACGGACUUUCAACUAUUUUGACACAUAUCUAACCCAACGCAACACCAAACGAAACAAGACUGAAUACUAUGUAGCAUAAGUUAUACAUUCCACUGAGACGAGCAUGCGCUGACGGCGCCAUAUUGCGACGCCAUAUUGUCGACGCCAUCUUGUCGACUGACACGAAAUGGCGGCCGUGGAGGAGAAGGGAGGGGAUGAGGCGGCGCAGAAGCUGCUGGAGGGGCGGGGGGCCAGCGUGGUGCCCGCGGGGGGAGAGGAUGGCGGCAUGUUGUCUGUUAAGUCUUCCAAGAAAGUAAAACUCCCAGAGGAUGAGCUCGGCACUGAGGGCGGCGUCGGAGGGAGGUUCACCAUCGGACCGGCCCCAGAGAGGGACUGGGAGAUGGUGCCCCCCGACGGCAAGUGGGGGUGGUGCGUGCUCGUAGGCGCGACCCUGGUGAACAUCUUGAUCCCGGGGACCAUCAAGUCCUUCGGGGUCCUGCUGGUGGAGUUCAACGACGUGUUCGGGGCCUCGCCGUCGGCGUCCUCCGGGAUAGUGGCGCUCUGCUACUUCCUCUACAGCAGUCUUGGUCCUCUGUCGUCGAUCUUGUCGGUGAAGUGGUCGUACCGCACGGUGACGCUGCUGGGCGGGUCGUUCGCCGCCUUCGGCAUGAUCUUCAGCAGCAUGGCCUUCAGCAUCACGUACCUCUACUUCAGCUUCGGCGCGCUGGUGGGCGCGGGCGCGGGGCUGGCGUUCCCGCCGACCGUGUACAUCGUGACGUCGUAUUUCGUGCGCCUGCGCGGGCUCGCCAACGGGAUCUGCAUGUCCGGGUCCGCCUUCGGCUCCAUCAUCCUGCCGCCAGUACUGAGGCUGCUGCUGGAGACCUACGGCUAUAAGGGCGCAGUGCUGAUCCUGGGCGGCAUAAUGCUGAACGUGUGGGCGGCCGCGCUGCUGUUCCAGCCGGUGGAGGAGCACUUGGUGCGCCGCUACAAGGAGGACGACGAGCUGCCACAGUUGGAGCCGUUCGCGGAGGAAGAGUCCUGCGAGAUCGAGCAGAACAAGCUGAUGCUCCCGGAGGACCACCCUCACGGGGACAAGCCUAACGGGUCGCCCCCCAUGCUGGUCCCCCCCGACUCCCCCACGCCUGGCUUCGCUCGCUCCGCUAGCGCCGCCCUUGUCAGACAAGACGAAAAGAAAGAGGACAGAACCAGGAAGAUCUCAACCCCAGCGUCGUCGAAGCACGGUCUCCAACACAUCCCCAGCAAGGCGUCAAACCACCUCCCGAGCAAUCCUUCGUUUUUAGAAUCAGUGCCUGAAGGUAAGGCCAGUCAGGUAGGGAGCCAGGAGGCGUUUAGCAAGAAGCUAGCCGUGCCGAAGACGCCCAAACGCAGUCCAUCAACAUCCAGCUUCCAAUACAUGUCGACUCCCUUCCACGGGUCUACUUUGUCUGCGUUUGAGAAGCCCAGCGAGUUCGCUUCACAGUUCAGCCUGAAGUCGGUCACGGAGAGCUUAGCGCCUUUAACCUACUGUUGCGGUUGCAAGAGGAAAGGCAAGAAGGAAGACGAAUCCAAGAAAGAACCGAGCAAGUAUUUCGAUUUGCAACUCCUCAAGGAUCCAAUUUACUUGGUGAUUCUAUUCUCAAACUGUACCAGCGCUAUUUCCUAUACAAAUUUCAUUAUUUUGGUUCCAUCUUACGCUAUCGAGUGCGGUUUCGACAAGUCCGCUGGCGCGUAUCUGUUGUCGAUCAUAUCGGCGCUGGAUCUAGUGGGCAGAAUCGGCGGGUCGGCGCUGUCAGACGUGGUCACCACGCCUAAACGGUACUUCUUCAUAGUGGGACUGUUACUUUCCGGUAUAAGCUUAUCUCUAAUACCGUUGAUGACAACAUAUCCAGCUGUCAGCGCGUUCUGUUCGGUUUUCGGCAUCGCGUCAGGUAUUAACACCGGAGUCACAGCCCUGGUCAUGACUGAGAUGCUGGGCACGGAGCGGCUGAUGUCCUCUUACGGCAUCAGUCUGUUCAUGAACGGUAUCCUGCAGCUGAUAGGGCCGCCUAUCUGCGGGUUUUGGUUCGAAUAUACGAAGUCGUAUAAAUCGUUGUUCGUAACGUUAGGUUUUGUUUUGAUAUUCGGCGCGUCGCUGUGGAUAUUUGUGCCGUUCAUACACAGAAGUAGGAGGCGCGCGCGACAGCGGCUGGAGAAAACGACAAACAUCGCGUAGUAUACGAUGUUGAAGGGUUCGCGUGGACUAUUCGCGAGUCACUCUUUAUGAGAUACGAUAUAGGUGAACAGGUUCAGUGGCGGCUCUAGCGGAAUAUUUAAGUGGCGCAAGACAUCGCAGUGGCGCACCUCAAUAUACAGUUUUUAUCGAUUAGUUUACGGCCACCGAAAUAUACCUAAUUGAGUCUUUUAAAAAUGUCGUUUAUGUGGCUGCUAAGAGGUCCAAUUCACAGGGCAGGUGUGCCCAAUCCAGGUACUUCCCUGUAGAUCCGGGGCUGCCAGCCAGGGUGGUCCCGUCUUGGCUGAUUUUGAACUUGAAAAAAAAUGGCCCCCGGAACAAUCGCACCGUUCGCACCGCCCUAGGGCCGCCACUGAACAAGUUUGAAAAGGCAAAGGGGAGAAAUAUACAGUUACUAAGUAAAUAAUAUGUACGACGGGUUGUAGAGAUUGAUUCUCGACGGCGCUGGGCACGGUACAACAAAACCAGGUAUGCUCAAAAGUGACAGCUAACAUUUCAAGGUUAGCCCAGCUGACGUCAUCCCACCCUGUGUUUUUAUAUUUACUUUACAAGGGUACUUUUAGUAAAAGAUUUACGUACAGUUUUAAUGUUUUUUGUAUAUGUGACAAAUAAUAGUAAUUAGUAAUUAAAUACAUAACGUAACAUAUACAGCCUAUAAACGUCCCACUGCUGGGCACAGGCCUCCCCUCAAUCAACCGGAGGCCACCACGCCACGCUGCUCCAAUGCGGGUUGCUGGUAAUUAAAUAGAUUAGUCAGUAAUUCAAAUAAUUUUCAAUAAUAAAAUUUAUAAUAUACUUUAUUGCACUUAACAACUAGUUACAUCACAAACAAGAAAUGGACGUUUACAAGGGCGGACUUAUCUCUAAGAGAGAUCUCUUCCAGCCAACCCAGAGGUAGUAUUAGAGUAACUGCGGAAGAAUAAAAAGAGGUGCAAUAUAUUAAAUACAUUAUAAUAAUAAAUAAAUUACGUUUUACGUUUUUACGUCCUUGGAAUGUUGGAGAUACCAAUUUAAUGGUAACACUUACGUCAUCAAUGGGCUAGCAAUGGCGACUUGUCACAGGAUUGACCAUACCUGGUUUUCUUAUACCGUGGCCACAGUAAGGUUACCAUGGCUACGUAUAGUGUUGUUGAACAAAAUGCUUUCUGAAUUCGUCUUUCGACUCAUGCCAAAUGUAUUCUCGUCCUAAUUCUUAGAAUUAUAAGACCGCGUUCACAUCAACGUGAACAUCUUACAAAAACAGGUGCCCAGUUGAAACGCUUAUUAUAGAUAUUUGCAAUUAAUAAUAAUUAUUUUUAACAUGUAAUAUUAUAAUAAUUAUAUAUCUCAUUCAAUUUUAUAGUGUCUUAGAUUCGAAAUCGAAAUAUUUGAUGUUAAUUAUAAUUGUAAAUUAAUCAAUUAUUUAAAAUCAUUGACAAUAUUAUCCGGUGAAAUAUCGGUUUUCAAUUAUCGGUACUUCUUAUAACGGUAAUCAAUUACCGGUACUUAAAAUUAAAUAAGUAUUUCGGUUUUAAACUACCGUAAUUAGUGUCAAUUUUAUUUGUCACAAGAAACAAUGCGUUUCGUCUAUAUUUUAGGGUAUUCAUAAAUAAUUUGUAUUAUUUUUAUCGUAUUUAACGCUAUUUUUGUAAUAGUUAUAAUAUUAAUCACGAAUUCCUGUUUAACUGUAUUAUUAAAUGUAAUUAAUUGAUAAUUAAUUAAUUGAAUUUUAUGUGUGAGUCUUUUUGUUAAGGAAUUGGGUAUUUUAGGUUUAAACCGGAUAAUUGAUACAGCCUGGUCGCAAUUGAUGGAAAAUGUUUAUUAAGUAGGAGAAAAGACAAUUAUGUCUUUUUUAUGUGUUGUUUUAUAUCGAAUACGCGUGAUUGUAGAUACAGGUAUGAAAAUAUUUUUUUAAUCAGCAGGUUUUAAUCAAUUUUAUUUUUAAAAUAUAAUUUCGGCAUUCAUUUUAUGAUCCGGAAUGUAAGGGUUAUUAUAAAAAAGUAUAUUUUAUUACAAAAUUCUGGGUCUCCCGUGUUAUUAAAAUCAAAAUAAUUCGUAAUUAAUUACUUUUGUCAUUCAGUUAAUCAGUUAAUUGUACUUAAGUUUGAUUCAAUUAAUUGAAUUAACAAAUACAAUGAGCUACAAUUGUAGUUACGCGCAAUGUCAAUUGUACGAACAGUGCCAUUUUAACAAAAAAAAUAAUGUAGGUAUAUUAUGAAAAAAUGCCUUAAAUAUGUGUUGUAGGUACGUUAUACUUGUUAACUUAAUAUUCCAUAAUUAUAAUCUAUUUUUUCACUCUCUCAAUUCGUAUUCUUUCAAAUGUAAAAUACUUAAAAGUACAUUCAUUCAUUAAAAUGAGGAAUUCUUAUAAAAGUGAGUUCUCUAAUCGGGUUUUAGUUAAUCAUAGGCGCCGAUUUUGUAGAUACUUACUUUGAUAAUUCUGAAAAAUAGUGCUAUCCUUUUCUAACGAUAAGUGCAAGAAAAAGACAGAGCUUUACAAAUGUCAAAGUAAAUUAUAAUUAAGUAGGUGUCUACUGGAGUCGGCACCAUAGACUUGCAUUUAGUAAAAGUUGUGUAUAUACAUUGCAGGACACUUACACCCGUAUUCUGAGAUGUUCACUCUACUGUUCCUCCACUGGACUCGACCUCAGCUGAGCAUUUGAUAUUUAAAGUUGACAUUUACUUUCUCUUGAGGACGUUACUCACUGGAGUCGAGCAUAUCGUAUUGCCAACAUAAUAAUACGAAAAUAAUGGCGUCAUGUCUCGCUGGAGUAAACUAAUGCUGAUUUUGAGCUAAGUUCGAGGAAGACCUUGAGGCCGCCUCAACUGGGGACGGAGUCGGUUAUUAUUUGAGAAUAUGGGUGUAAUUCUAUGCAGAUUUGGCAGAUGUCGCGACGCCAGCGCCCCCAGCCGCGGGACUUGUUGCGUGGCGCGAACUCUACCAUUAAAUAAAGGGUGUUAAUGACAUCGUAACGAAAACUUUGAGAGAUGAUUCAGACCAUGAGUCUGAGUUGAUAUCAAGUGGAAUUUUCCGUCGUAAAAAAAACAAAAAUGCUAUGAAUUUUCCGAAAUAAUUCUAGUUAAAACACAUAAUAUCGGGUUCUUACCGCGUUUAAAUCAGGAAUAUGAGUCCCGAUAUUUCGACACUGUUGCCAUGAUAACGGAUAUCAUGAAUAUCGGAAGUCUCAUAUCCCUGUUUUAAACGCGGUAAGGACCCGUUAUUAUGUGUUUUAAUUAUGAUAAUAACCGCGUAAACCUAAAGCAAUGUAUAAUUCCAGUUGAUAUGAACUCGUAAUCAUAGUCUGAAUCAAACCCAAAAUUUUCGGUACGGUGUCCUUAACACCUAGUAUUAAUACUACCGUCCUUUGACUGUUGUAAAAGCAAUAUAUUCCGUAGUUCCAAUACAUUAAUAUAACAUUCGUUACAUAUGUUAUGGUGCUCCCACACUGAGGUUAUAAAUUGUUAUGUAACAUAACAAAAAAUACUUUAUUGCACACGCAGGAAAUACAAAAUCACUAACAAAGUGAUAUAAAAGAGUUCAAAAGGCGGCCUUUUCUAAGUCGCAAUGUUACUGUAAUAUAAAAAAUACUUAUCUCAUACUUUUAAUUAAUUUCACCACACAAAGUAUGUAUAAUACUAUUAUACGUCAUAACAUCAGUGUAGGAGCACAUUUACGAUUGAACAUUCAUACUUAAUAGCGUUUAAACAGUUUGUCGAUACGUCUGUUGCCCAAACAAUUUUAGUAAAAAAGCACAUGUACAUAGGACGUCACAUUUUUAUACGGUAAAAUUUAUAUACUGAAACUUCGCGGGCGAAUGAAGGCUAAUUGUGCUGAUGCAUGGUAGUUAUACCAUGGUUUAAAAUGUUAUUGAACAUUUGUUCAUUGAAGAGGUUUAUUUAUUUAUUUAUUUUAUUUAUUUAUUUGUACACAAUGAAACAGACACAAGAAACAUACAAAGAAAACAGAUAGUACAGGCAAGCUUAUCGGCUUAGCGGUUUGUAUUGUUUCUUUACAAUAAUAAUAAUAAUAAUACCCUCCAAAAGAGGAGAUAAACUAAAGUUUAAAAAAAAAACUAAUAACGUUUAUUGCAUCAAUUCAGGUUAGGUACAUUGCAGAUUACAGUGCAUAAAAAUAGUAUCACCAAAUUCUACUUUUUCAAGCAUACACAAUGAAAGAACGGACGGUACAAGUUACAUUACGUUAACUACUGCCUAUAUAAUAAAAUAACAAUUAAUAAAAUAUCUUAAGCUACCCAUAUUCAUAAAAUAUUAAAACUAAAAUAACAAAACACCAAAAUAAAAAAAUCGAAAUCUAAAUUAAACAUCAAAAUUUACAAUCUAAAUAUUCUUUGACGCUAAAAUACGAUGAAACCACUUGAAUUCAAUUUAUUUGCGUAAGAACACUUUUAAAUUGCUGUGCCCCGUGUCCAUAUGUGUUACUCACCUUAUAUUACCAACCUUCAUAAGAUUAAUGACUACCUGAAUGAUAAAAAUGUCUGGUAUUGAAUGUGUUUCUCUAGAUUAAAUAACUUGUAAUGUAUACCCUCAUUGGGUUUUAAAAGAUGUGUUGCUGUUUCUUGUCAUUUCUUCUCCUCAGCCAUAACACCUUGCGAAAUGACGUAAAUUCAAAAAUGUUAUAUUGGCCUUCAACAAGUUUAUCCAUGAUAAUUACGUUAAAUAAAUGAUUCUGAUUUCUGAUUUCUUCUACCAUGUGGAACGCAAUAAAUGAUAUGAUUAUGAUUUUUAGGCAAGCAUUAAUAUGUAUACACUUUGGUACCAUGUCACAUUAACUUUUUUGACAAAUUGAACUGUAAGUCUCACUAAAUGUCAAAUAUGUUAGUGCGACAGAGUCCUAAAGUGGGUACAUUAUAUUGCUCGUGACCGUACAAUAAUAUUGUUAAAUAUGUUAUAACUACAGUGUAUCAGCACCUUAAUGUUGCACACUGUGAAUGAGAGCAAUUGAUUUGUUACUUAUAAUAUAGUUAAGAUGUCUGCAAGACUUGUUGGGUGUAUAUUAUAAUAGUUAAAACUUGGUAUUGUAUAAUAUAAUAUUUUUAUUUGGAUAA
Messenger RNA from Pectinophora gossypiella (pink bollworm), 7708 nucleotides. RefSeq names its product monocarboxylate transporter 12-like. The coding region runs from base 621 to 2645 and encodes 674 amino acids. Gene Ontology annotation, molecular function: monocarboxylic acid transmembrane transporter activity. The record is from RefSeq and is a predicted model, not a curated record. NCBI's taxonomy places the organism in Eukaryota, Metazoa, Arthropoda, Insecta, Lepidoptera, Gelechiidae. The transcript has 9 exons. Gene Ontology annotation, biological process: transmembrane transport; monocarboxylic acid transport.